Messenger RNA from Hyaena hyaena (striped hyena), 2036 nucleotides. It is a transcript of the gene NECTIN4, whose product is annotated as nectin cell adhesion molecule 4. NCBI's taxonomy places the organism in Eukaryota, Metazoa, Chordata, Mammalia, Carnivora, Hyaenidae. The record is from RefSeq and is a predicted model, not a curated record. The transcript is spliced from 11 exons. The coding region runs from base 1 to 1830 and encodes 609 amino acids. Gene Ontology annotation, cellular component: adherens junction. Gene Ontology annotation, biological process: homophilic cell-cell adhesion; symbiont entry into host cell; heterophilic cell-cell adhesion.
AUGGCUACGGGCACCCUGGUUCCAGAAUUACCUGGGCCCUGUGGCGGUGUGACCGUACAGCCCCUGACUGAAGUGGGGUGCCAGGUGCUGGAAGAAGGGUUCGGUCUGGCCGUGGGGAUGGCAGGCGGCAGGGUCCUGGCCCAUCGCUCAGUGGGGACCAAGGGCAGCUUUCCCCUGGAUGCUGCCUUCUGCAUCUGCCCUGCUGCAAAUCGGUGCAUCCUUUCCUCUCGGUUUCCGGAGCCAGCCAGCCUCCCCACCCCUCCGGGUCCCUCACUGGAAUCCGGGUCUGAGUCUCCCCCUCCCGGCCCUACCCAGCUCAUGCACAGGCCGUCCUGCGGGACUCGGGUCUACAGUGACUGUCCCCUCCCACUAGCCGGCCGCUGCCGGGCUGGCGAGCUGGAGACCUCGGACCCGGUGACCGUGGUGCUGGGCCAGGACGCCAAGCUGCCCUGCUUCUACCGAGGGGAGCCCGGCGAGCAGGUGGGGCAGGUGGCGUGGGCUCGCGUGGACGCGGCCGAGGGCGCCCGGGAGCUGGCGCUGCUGCACUCCAAGUACGGGCUGCACGUGAGCGCGGCCUACGAGGGCCGCGUGGAGCAGCCGCCGCCCCCACGCAGCCCCCUGGACGGCGCGGUGCUCCUGCGCAACGCAGUGCAGGCGGACGAGGGCGAGUACGAGUGUCGCGUCAGCACCUUCCCCGCAGGCAGCUUCCAGGCGCGGCUGCGGCUCCGCGUGCUGGUGCCCCCGCUGCCCUCACUGAACCCUGGUCCGGCGCUAGAAGAAGGCCAGGGCCUGACGCUGGCGGCCUCCUGCACAGCAGAGGGCAGCCCAGCCCCCAGCGUGACCUGGGACACAGAGGUCAAGGGCACGGAGACCAGCCGCUCCUUCAAGCACUCCCGCUCAGCCGCCGUCACUUCAGAGUUCCGCCUGGUGCCCAGCCGCAGCAUGAACGGGCAGCCGCUUACCUGCGUGGUGUCCCACCCUGGCCUGCUGCACGACCAGAGGAUCACCCACACCCUCCAAGUGGCCUUCCUCGCGGAGGCCUCUGUGAGGGGCCUCGAAGACCAAAAGUUGUGGCAGGUGGGCAGAGAAGGGGCUACCCUCAAGUGCCUGAGUGAAGGGUACCCUCCUCCCUCAUACAACUGGACACGGUUGGACGGGCCUCUGCCCAGCGGGGUGCGAGCGGAAGGGGACACUCUGGGCUUUCCUCCGCUGACCACGGAGCACAGUGGCACCUACGUGUGCCACGUCAGCAACGAGCUCUCUUCGCGGGAUUCUCAGGUCACCGUGGAUGUUCUUGACCCUCAGGACGCCCCCGGGAAGCAGGUGGACCUGGUGUCGGCCUCCGUGGUGGUGGUGGGUGUGAUCGCCGCGCUCUUGUUCUGCCUGCUGGUGCUGGUGGUGGUGCUCAUGUCCCGGUACCAUCGACGCAAGGCCCAGCAGAUGACCCAGAAAUAUGAGGAGGAGCUGACCCUGACCAGGGAGAACUCCAUCCGGAGGCUGCACUCCCAUCACUCGGACCCCAGGAGCCAGCCGGAGGAGAGUGUAGGGCUGAGAGCCGAGGGCCACCCCGAUAGUCUCAAGGACAACAGUAGCUGCUCUGUGAUGAGUGAAGAGCCAGAGGGCCGCAGCUACUCAACGCUGACCACGGUGAGGGAGAUUGAAACACAGACUGAACUGCUGUCCCCCGGCUCCGGGCGGGCGGAGGAGGAGGAAGAUCGGGACGAAGGCAUCAAACAGGCCAUGAACCAUUUCGUUCAAGAGAACGGGACCCUGCGGGCCAAACCCACGGGCAAAGGCAUCUACAUCAAUGGGCGGGGGCACCUGGUCUGACCCAGGCCUGCCUCCGUCCCCUAAGCCUGGCACCUUCUGCUGACCUGGGGGAUUUCCGCUCAUCACGUGGUGGGGGGGGGCUCCCUAAACACCCUAUUUCUUCAGGAAGACACUCCCCAUCCCACCGACUGCUCGACCUUUUUCUCCAACCCUUCUGUUGGACAAAGGGAGGCUCCGCGAAGGUUGAAUCCUUCCCUGUGUGUGUG